GACCGCCCACAUCUCUACCCUUGCCAUGUAAUUAACACACAUUUUGUUUUUUGUUAGUGUCGGUUGAUGGCAAUUUAUUUUAGAUGAAUGGAGGUUUUUGUGAAGACAGGGGUUGUUUUGGUGCUGCUCUUAGUGUGUUUAGAGACAGUCAUUUGUUACCCUGAUGGAAAGGUGACAGAAGCUUGUGGUGACAUGAUGCCUCAACAUCGCCAUGAUCCCAGCACCAAAGCUCCUCCAUACAACAUCAUAGUGGACAAUAUCACAUUCAGCCCUGGUGAUGAACUCAAAGUGACAUUAUCAGUGGCUGCUACAGGGAGCACAGCAAACUUCAGAGGAUUCCUCAUAGAAGCAAGGAAUGCCGAGAAUCUUGACGAAACCGUUGGAUCGUUUAAGUUAAUAAAUUCUGCCAUAUCUCAGCUUCUUCAUUGCAGUGAUAAGGACGGCUCAGCUGUAAGUCAUACCAGCGAUUCCCAUAAGACUGAGGUCCAGGUGAUCUGGGUUGCGCCACAAGACUCUCCUCCCAGUGUGCAGUUUCUGGUAACUGUUGUCCGAAAGUAUAAGGACUAUUGGGUGAAAAUUCCAGGUCCAGUGGUGUCGCAAAAUGGUGUAGCUCCUACCCCAGCACGAACUACCAUUGGUGGUUCCAUUGGUACCAAAACCACAGUCCCUUCCUCAUUGCUGUCUCAGUCGUUCACUUCUGAGGGCUGUGGAAUCAGGAAGUCUUGUUUGAGAGAUCCAGCGGGCUGUGACCCACAAAAUGACGUGUCAUGUCACUUCCUGUCCUUCUGGACAGAGAACAGAAGUGUGAUGUUUGAGCUCAGUGGACCUGCAGAGGGUUAUGUGUCAUUUGCCUUAUCACUGGACAAAUGGAUGGGGAACGAUGACAUCUAUAUGUGCAUAAGAGAUAUAGACAAGGUUGAUGCCAAGGCUGCAUAUGUUCUUGGACGGACACAUCCAGUAAUCUCUUCAGAGAGUGUUCUGAAAGACACAGCAUGGAGGCUGUCAGAUGGAGUGAUUCAGUGUAGCUUUAGCAGAGACAUACACCUUCCAACUGACGAUCCAAAGAGGUUCAGCCUGGACCAGCCAUACUACAUCUUCAUGGCACAUGGUCGAGCUGAAGAUGGGCGAACUCAUCGACAUGACCGUCAGCCUCUGAUUUCCGCCAAUCAGAAACUUGUCACAGGACCUCCAGAGGAUCUCAGUGGCUCUCGCUCACCCCUGUUGAUCAAAUAUCAUGGAGCCAUCAUGCUGAUUGCCUGGAUGUCAACAGUUAGCGCUGGAGUCAUCAUGGCACGAUACUUCAAAUUGGAUUGGCCUGAAAGCAACAUUUUGGGGCAGAAGGUCUGGUUUCAGUUACACCGAAUGCUGAUGACCCUCACAGUCCUACUUACCUUGGUUGGCUUUGUUUUACCUUUCAUGUACAGAGGAGGCUGGAGCAAGCGGGCAGGCAUACACCCCUAUCUUGGCUGUGUUGUCAUGGCACUCACUGUCAUCCAACCUGUCAUGGCACUUUUCCGACCUGCGCCAGACGCCUCCAGGAGAUACAUCUUCAACUGGAUGCAUUUUGGAACUGGCACUUUAGCGCAGAUCGUAGCAGUUGUCACCGUCUUCCUCGGCAUCCAUCAGCAAGCUCUGCUCCUACCUGCUCCCUGGUCCACAGGUGUCCUGGCUUCCAUUGUGGUCUGGUUUGUGGUGGCAGAUUUGAUUCUGGAAGUUCACAGAAGGGGGUUUUUAUCUAUAGGGAAAUAUUUCAGAAACUUCAAAAUCUACAUGGAACGCAUUAAUUCUGAGGACAAAGAAGAGAUUCUUUUUGUUCCUGCAGAGAAUGAGACUUAUAGCACGGAAUCUUGUUUUAAAAACAUAGUUCUGGCUGUUUAUCUCUUUGGAAAUCUGGGACUUCUGACUUUUCUACUUUGGACUAUCAGUGAAGUAUGACACGUUCUAAGCAGUUUUCACAUUUAGCCUCACUAAUUGUGCCUUUUGUUCAAAUAAGCCAAAGAUAUGUGAAGUAAGGUUGACCCAUUUAAUCUUGAAAUUAGUCUAAUUUGAAAUUCAGUUUUCAUUACUCUGGAGGUAGAAGUGCUUUUAGAUGUAAAAUUGUUUUGCACUGAUUUUAAUUUGCAUUCCGGAAUGAUUUUAUUGUUUAUAUGUACUUUAUGAGUGUUGUAUGUGAUCAUGGCAUCAUGUAACAUUAACUUGCAAUGUACAGCUUUUAAUAACAGAUAAUCAGCUAAUUUAAAUUUGUCCUGUUGUUUGCUUUUGUAUCUCUUUUUCAAUGUAUAUUUUAUUUUGUGUUAUUUGGUUACAACAUCACAUUGACAAUGUUUACAUAUCGGUGAGCUUUGUUUUAAGUAAUUAAAUCACGUUUGCUGCGCAAUAUGCCUUUUUAUAAAUGCUAUGGAAAAGUGGCCCCAAGAUGUUUUUGAAUACCCUAUUCUAGAUGAGGUAUCUUCUAGAUACCUCCUGAGUAUCUGAGUGUUUGUCAUGUUGAUUUAUGGAUUUAAAGACUGUUACUGUUGACUGAGAUGUAAACAUUGACAGAAAAGACAAAUGGUUCAGAAUGUGGUUCAGAUGAAGUGGACCAGUGAUACAAGCAUUUGCACUAUGCCAAUCUUCAGAUCUAUGAUCUUUUAAAAUAAACAUUUUCAAAUUAAA
This is a messenger RNA of Myxocyprinus asiaticus (Chinese sucker), 2655 nucleotides long. Its product is annotated as putative ferric-chelate reductase 1. The coding region runs from base 88 to 1935 and encodes 615 amino acids. Gene Ontology annotation, molecular function: oxidoreductase activity, acting on metal ions. The transcript is spliced from 16 exons. The record is from RefSeq and is a predicted model, not a curated record. NCBI's taxonomy places the organism in Eukaryota, Metazoa, Chordata, Actinopteri, Cypriniformes, Catostomidae.